Messenger RNA from Babesia sp. Xinjiang, 450 nucleotides. RefSeq lists its product as uncharacterized. Bases 1 to 450 code for a protein of 149 amino acids. The record is from RefSeq and is a predicted model, not a curated record. Lineage: Eukaryota; Apicomplexa; Aconoidasida; Piroplasmida; Babesiidae. The transcript has 2 exons.
AUGAAUGCCGACAAUUUAACUCAAGACUCGUCAAUACGCUGGGCGGACGAGUUAGACGACUCUGAUUCUGGUCUUGAAGAUACUCUUCCUCGCGUUGUUAGACCUACUACACCUAAGGAACCUGCUGUAGAGGCGGUUCCCUGCACACCGACCGAGGUACCACGGCAACAGAAAACGUUCGAGUGUCACCGGGCGGACUUUCUGGCAAGCGAUCCUCAGGACGUUAGCGAACCUUUCACGAGACGUAAUUCUCGUAAUAAUCGAAAGGGGCCGUAUCGCAGAAACAGAAUCACGUCACCUCCUGAUGACGAUUUUAGCUGGAGGUGUUCGUCAAGUUCCGAUCGCGGGAAUAGUCGCAGUUUUAUGUCCACGGGUUCCAAAAAUGAGGAUGACCGAGGUCUCUACGGGAUUAGACACAGGCGUAAGGAGGAAAACAGCUCCGCCUGGUGA